Messenger RNA from Monopterus albus (swamp eel), 897 nucleotides. It is a transcript of the gene aqp10a, whose product is annotated as aquaporin 10a. NCBI's taxonomy places the organism in Eukaryota, Metazoa, Chordata, Actinopteri, Synbranchiformes, Synbranchidae. The record is from RefSeq and is a predicted model, not a curated record. Gene Ontology annotation, cellular component: plasma membrane; basolateral plasma membrane. The transcript has 6 exons. The coding region runs from base 1 to 897 and encodes 298 amino acids. Gene Ontology annotation, biological process: water transport; glycerol transmembrane transport. Gene Ontology annotation, molecular function: urea transmembrane transporter activity; glycerol channel activity; water channel activity.
AUGCUGAAGCUACAUUUACUGAGAGUGAGGAAUGCCCUGGUGCGAGAGUGUAUGGCUGAGUUCUUGGGAACCUUUGUCUUGUUGCUUUUUGGUUGUGCAGCAGCAGCACAGGUUAAAACCAGCAGAGAGACUAAAGGCCAGUUUCUGUCGGUCAAUAUGUCCUUUUCUGUGGGUGUCAUGUCAGCCAUGUACCUCACCAAGGGAAUCACAGGAGCCCAUCUGAACCCAGCGGUGACUCUGAGUUUCUGUGUGUUGGGCCAGGUACCCUGGAGUAGGCUGGCUCCCUACAGCCUCUCCCAGCUUCUGGGGGCUUAUGUAGCAUCAGGGCUUGUCUACCUGAUCUACUACGAUGCUAUAAUGGAGUUUAGUGGAGGAGUGUUGACAGUGAUCGGCCCAAAUGAGACAGCAUCUAUAUUUGCGACAUAUCCCACAGAGCAUCUUACUUUGGGCAGAAGUUUCCUGGACCAGGUGGUGGGCACCGGCAUGCUGCUGUUGUGCAUCCUGUGUUUGGGUGAAAAGAGGAACACCCCUGCUCCCCCAGGGCUGAUUCCUCCUAUUGUGGCAGCGAUUGUCCUGGGGAUCUCCGUGUCAAUGUCAGGUAACUGUGGCGGUGCAAUAAAUCCUGCUCGGGACCUGGGACCGCGCCUCUUUACUCUGACUGCAGGCUGGGGCACAGAGGUCUUCACGUGUUACAACUACUGGUUCUGGGUACCUAUACUGGCCCCACUUGUUGGAGGUGUUUUAGGAAGUUGUGUGUAUUUGGUCUUCAUUCACUGGCAGCUGCCUGAUCCAGACCCCGCUGACGACUUCUUCGUUCUCUCCACCAUUAGUGACAAAAUCAAACAGCCCAGCACCAAAUGGGAAAGUGAAGCAGAGUUAAAGUCUGCACAUCUAUAA